AUGAUUGCCGUACACCAGGGAGUCCAGACACUACGAAACCGCGAGUCACGGGUCGCCGUGGUGUGUGACACGCAAGUCAUCUUGGGACAUGAGAUGUACAUUGUCGAGAGCAAGCUGAAAAUGCUCUCUCCGACUGGUCGAUCACGCAUGUGGGAUGCCGAUGCCGAUGGCUACGCUCGUGGAUGGAUUCUCGAACGGCAUCACACCACAGUGCUCAACACAGAAGCCCAGACCGCCUUGAUCCGCCAGACAUACGCGAAAGCCGGCUUGGAUCCUGUCAACAACCCCGACCACUGUCCUCAAUUCUUUGAGGCACAUGGCACGGGCACUCAAGCAGGAGAUCCCAAGGAGGCUGCCGCUAUUCACGAAGCUUUUGGUCAGCACAUCGAUGCCAGCGCCACCCCUCUUUAUGUAGGAUCUGUGAAGACCGUCAUAGGUCAUCUAGAGGGUGCUGCUGGUCUAGCAGGUAUUCUCAAGGGUAUCAGUAGUAUUCGAAAUGGGUCAAUCCCUCCGAAUCUACUUUUCAAUCGCCUGAACCCACGCGUCGAGCCCUAUUACAAAAACCUGCAUAUACCCACCGAGCUGACCCCCUGGCCGACACUACCUCGAGGUGUUCCCCGACGUGUUAGUGUGAACAGCUUUGGUUUUGGUGGUGCCAAUGCUCAUGCUAUCUUGGGGGAGCAUGUGCCAUUGGUUACUCGCUUCAAGGAAGAGCCAUCGAAGUCAUCGUCACUCACACCGUUUGUAUUUUCAGCUCUAUCAGAGCAAUCCUUGGUCGCGCUUCUGGAGCAGUAUUCCCAGUAUUUGACCGCCCACCAAGAUGAACUCGAUGCCUCCGAUCUAGCGUGGACUCUGUAUUCACGCAGAAGCCAGCUGCCCGUCAAAACAGCCUUCUCCGCGCGUACCAUCCAGCAGCUGAUCCAGAAGAUUGAUAGCAAGCUUGAAGCUACUAAGGAUAAGGCUACUGCGACUAUUGGUAUCCGCUCCAGCGGUAAGCCUGCAACGCCUCGUAUCCUCGGCGUCUUCACUGGCCAAGGUGCCCAGUGGCCAGCCAUGGGUGCUGCGUUGAUUCGUUCCUCUCAAUUUCCGGAGUGGCGGCUUACAGAUGAGAUUUUCGCCGGAGCAGAUACCUCCCGGAUCGCCGAGGCAGCAGUAUCGCAACCAUUAUGUACCGCAAUCCAGAUCGUGCUUGUCGACCUUCUUCAAUCAGCUGGCCUUACUUUUGCUUCGGUCGUCGGACACUCUUCGGGCGAAAUCGCCGCGGCAUAUGCUGCUGGUCUUAUCUCUGCCCAUGAUGCUAUCCGCAUUGCGUACUACCGUGGAUUGAGUCCCCUAAAACUGGGGUUGACCUCCUGA
This is a messenger RNA of Penicillium verrucosum, 1356 nucleotides long. RefSeq lists its product as uncharacterized. The record is from RefSeq and is a predicted model, not a curated record. Bases 1 to 1356 code for a protein of 451 amino acids. Gene Ontology annotation, biological process: fatty acid biosynthetic process; secondary metabolite biosynthetic process. Gene Ontology annotation, molecular function: fatty acid synthase activity. The transcript has 4 exons. NCBI's taxonomy places the organism in Eukaryota, Fungi, Ascomycota, Eurotiomycetes, Eurotiales, Aspergillaceae.